Molecule: messenger RNA, 7820 nt
Organism: Marmota monax (woodchuck)
Lineage: Eukaryota; Metazoa; Chordata; Mammalia; Rodentia; Sciuridae
Gene: Spring1
Product: SREBF pathway regulator in golgi 1
Exons: 5
Coding region: 144-908 (254 amino acids)
Biological process (GO): positive regulation of SREBP signaling pathway
Source: RefSeq, a predicted model, not a curated record
GCCGGGAGCUGGCUGGGCCGCGGACCGCGGGGCCGGGUUUGCGGCUAGGGGUCUGGCCGCCCGGUGUGUAGGGGCCAUGCCGCCGGGUCCCCGGGCCUGCUUUGCUCCGCUCCCCGGCCGCCACGCCCCGCGUCCCAGCUGGGAUGGUGAACCUGGCGGCCAUGGUGUGGCGCCGGCUCCUGCGGAAGAGGUGGGUGCUGGCCCUGGUCUUCGGGCUCUCGCUGGUCUACUUCCUCAGCAGCACCCUAAAGCAGGAGGAGAGGGCAGUGAGAGAUCGGAAUCUCCUCCAGGUUCAGGACCACGACCAACCCAUUCCAUGGAAGGUACAGUUCAACUUGGGCAAUAGCAGCCGGCCAAGCAAUCAGUGCCGGAACUCCAUUCAAGGGAAGCACCUCAUCACGGACGACCUGGGGUACGUCUGUGAACGGAAGGAUCUGCUGACCAAUGGCUGCUGUGAUGUCAGCGUCCCCAGCACAAAGCAGUACUGCUGCGAUGGCUGCCUGGCCAACGGCUGCUGCAGCGCCUACGAGCACUGUGUGUCCUGCUGCCUGCAGCCCAACAAGCAACUUCUCCUGGAGCGCUUCCUCAACCGGGCAGCAGUGGCAUUCCAGAACCUCUUCAUGGCAGUGGAAGAUCACUUUGAACUGUGCUUGGCUAAGUGCAGGACCUCUUCCCAGCAGUCCCUCCACUUUGGAGUGAGCAGUGAUUUGUACGGUGACAGAGUUGUGGUUUGUUUUAGGAUUCAAGGGGCCAGGGCAGGUAAGUGUUUGAUACAGGAACACACCAGUCAGUUGUCAGGCUCUCAAUGUGUAUUGGUGUGCUUUGUUCUUUGGCUGUUAAAUAGCGUGAGAAGCACGCUCACCUGUCCAAGAGUCACAGGAACAGCAAAGAGCAAAGCUUUACUUUAAUGAUGGUGUUGCAAGAGCCAGUGCCUGGUGCUCAGGGACCCCCAGGUUGAGUAUAACCGGUGUUUUAUCCCCUCUCCCACCUCCUCAUUGGCGAGUACUCUGGGGUGCACAAUCUUUCCCAAGUCACCUAGGUUUUUCCCGGUCCUAUUGGGUUAUUUAAAGGAUUGUGUCUGUUAGUUGUCCCACCUCUCUGUUCUCUUGUAGUGGGACAUUCCCCUUGGCUGAGUGCCUUUUGGCAAUUUCACAGUUUAUCUCUGUUGGUCAGGGCCAGGUGGGCCCCUUCCUUCUCACCUCCUGUUUGUCAGGGACUGUGAGUUUUGACACUUUGGUGUUAACUGCUUGUAACUUUCCAUCCUGCUCCCCUGGCCAGCUUGCCUUUCCUGCAUCCCAAGUCACUUUACAUUUGAAGCUGAGCAUGUUCUGAAAAUGGACAGCCAGACUUUCUGUUUCUCACCAAUCCCCCCUUUUUCUUUUUCCGUCUUUUGGUCUCGUUUUCAUUUUUGUUCCUGUACCCUUUGGUAUUGUCACCUAUCUUAGUCAUAUUUACUUUUUGAGGUGGAAACCACCAUGGAAAUAGGUUCACCCCUUUUAGUAGUUCAGACAGCUGUCCCAGGCAUCAGGAGCAUUGGUAAAUUCCUUUACAGAUGGGUGGAAACUUGUCUUCUUUCUUGGUCGUGGCUAAAACCAAGUCAUAAGGCUGGAAGUGGAAGUGACAACUUUUGAAUCCUGGAGGAGGAGUCUGAGCAAGGAGUCCCUUUAACUUGAGUGAUGAUUAAGUACAUUAAUUAAUUAAUUAAUACCAGCAUAUAUUUUCUUAGAAAUUGGCCUUUAGUUUCCAUGGUAGAGAAUUCUGUAGCUUUUUCCCAAGUAGGGGCGCUCAUUAAGCAGCUCAUAAUAAAUAUUAGGGCUAGAUAAUCAUACUACUACCACCAACAAACACAGAGUAAGUCACCUGUGUAGGAGGUUAUAAAGACUUGUCCGUCUUAAAUUGACUCAGAACAGACUUAUGACUCAGGUAGAGCUGUGAUAUUCAUCAAGCACUCUUGUGUAAAAACUCUUCCUUUAUAACCUCUCAGUUUUACUUAAUUUUGCAAGGACUGACACAAGUGUACAUCUCUAGUUAACCAUUGUCUUUUCUUAAAAAUGUCGAAGCAUGGUUGUGCUGGCAGGUAUUUAAGACCAGUUGGUCAAAAUUGACCUUGUUCUUAUCUACUUUUAGAAUCAGUUGAAAUUCCAGAGACCAUUCUUGGGAACAUAUGAAAAACCUCUUGGCUUCUUUGGUUUUCCUCUCCCAGUUGUACUAUCUCCCAGGAUGGCUCAGGAUCUUGCUGACCACAGUUGGCUUCCCUUGGUAACAUCAGGGCAUUUCCCUUUCGAAUGACCUUCCUCUUGGCAGAGUGUGCACUAAACGGCUUCCUGUUCUCCAGGGUCCUCUUGAUCCCUCUGAUCGGGAGAACAGGUGAUCUUAGAGGGUUCUCAUCAUUCCUGGGUCUUGCUCAUCUUAGACAGCAAGGGCCAAAAUUUUUAUUGAUUGCCUUUUCCUGGGUCCUUUUACUUUCUUGACUUUGGUGUCCAUAUUUUUGGUUUUAAAAAUUCAUCAGGCCAGUUUCACCAGUCUUCAAGUGGGAGUGGUAGGUUUUAACUUACAUGUCUAUAAUUUUAAUUGGGGUCAGUAUUAAUACUGGAAGUUAGCCUUAUAGCCUGUCUGUCCUGUAGGUAAUGGUUUAUCGUUUCAGAUUAACUCCGGCUGUUCUAAUAGAAGAAGUAGCUCUGCAAAUACCAACAGGCAACAAGCACAAAAGGAAAAUUUAAAAAAAAAUUUUUUUAAAAAGAACAAAAACAUUCAGUAAGCAUAAUAGCUUUGUACCAAUAAAUAUCAUUUCUAUAAUAACACUAAUAUCUUUUGUAUCUAUUUGCCUCCAGAAAGAUCCAUAAAUUUAUCAAAAUCAAUCAUAUAUGAGAUCCUUUACAAUUUUACUUUAAAAUUUUUAAGACGUUGUAUAUCUUUUAUAAUUCACCCAAACCUUUACUUAGUUUUGUAUUAUGUCUCUUGUUUAUUUUGAGAUUAUGGUAAUCUUUACAACAAAAAUAUGUUUUUUGAUCUCAACUAUUUUUUAAUUAUUGAUUCUUUUUAGUUAUAUAUGACAGAAUCCAUUUUGAUGUAAUUAUACAAGCAUGGAGCAUAUCUUGUUCUAAUUCAGAUCCCAGUACCUCUCCUUUCCCUUCCCUCUCCCCACCCCUGCUACCUUUCCUCUUAUUGAUUUCUGUCAUUUACCCACAUUUAUUUUUAAUUAUUAUUAUUAUUUUUUUUUGUGGUGCUGGGGAUUGAACCCAAGGUCUUGUGCAUGUGAGGAAAGCACUCUGACAACUAAGCUAUGUCCCCAUCCCAUGGUUAUGUUUUUUUAAAUGAGUUUUUAAAGCUAGCCUUCUUGGAGUAAUCCUAACAUGAAGUAAGGUGAGAGGCAGAGCCUUCUCUCAGGUGAGGCAGGGUUCUUGACUAAUCUUAGGUAAAGUGUCUUAUUUCUGAAAUUGAUCUUGCCUCUUUCUUAAAUAUAAUUUUACAGAGUUCUCAUAUGUUGUUUCCUGAGUCUAUAUGAGCAUCAGUCAAUGCACUAUAAUGUGACAUCUAAAAUAUGGAUCAAAGCAGAAGCUAAGAGAGCUUUUUCCUUUCUUUUUGAGGGAAAAGUGGUAAACUGCGUCUGUGUUCCACAUUGUCAGCCUUUAAACAAGUUUAGACUCUCCUGAUUAUCUUCCAAAAGUACAUUUAAAUUUCUAUCUUAUUCUAAAAGGUAACAGAAAAUUCUGUGUAUAACUUAUUGAUAAUGGGUUACCCAUAUCCAGUUCCAGAAUACUAAAUGACAUAAAUCUGAAGGAGACUAUUGCUACAGACAAUUUUAGUUUGGAGGACAUAAGCUUGGUAAAGUGCUUUUCUAAGCUAGACUUAAAUCUCUUUUACAUUUAGAAAACACUGUUAAUGAUUAGAAAUAGACUUCACCAAAGCAAACAGAUAUAAGUCAGGUUUUGAAAUGGGAGCGUGACCCUUUUAUAUCAAAUAUAGUGUAUAAAAGAGAACAGUUGUUUAUUUAACCAGUUACAAAGUAAUCAUUUAAAAGACUUUAAAACUGGAACAAAUUCUAAUUCCUUUCAGACUUGCUUUCCUUUAGUAAUAAAACCUAACAGACACAAAUUCUCUUGAUGGAUAAGAACAACUCAAUGUUUUAAACUUUGUUUCAUAUCUGUGCCUUUAAAUUGACCUUAGAAAAGCCUUUAAAUAAUUUUUUCUGACUGGACUACUCAUAGUCAACUUAAUCACAUGCAUAAACUUUUAGAGACUUACCUUCCACAAACCUUUUGCAACUUAGACAUUCUACAGCUUGUUUACAUCCUUAGCUUUGUCCUUGCUUUCACAUAGACUUCUGCACCAAAAUACUACUUUAUCAUACAAAAUACUUCUUGUUCAAAAACAUACAUUUCCAUACCUGUAACUUUUUAUAUCCCUUCUUCCAGUUGUUGACUCUUUCCUAAAUUUACAUUCUGAAAUUAGACAAAUUUAUGAGAUUUCUGAAUUCAGACAAAUUAGUCCUUUUUUAAUAAGAUUAAAUACUUUAUUUACAAUACUUUAAUGAAAACAUAGCUGAAACUUUUUGUAUUCCCAACAUAUAGAAUUACACCUAUUAGAAUCUUAACUCUUAGCAACCUUGCUAGGCCCAGAAGCAAAGCAACUUUAAGACUGUUUUUCCAUUUCCCAACUUAUAAAGACAUUUAACAGACCCAAAUAUAUGUCAACUUCUGGAAUUCAAGAAGUCACCAGCACUUAAAUUUAAACUUAGCAGUCGAUGUUUUUAACUUUGCAAAUUAAUCAGACGUCUCCUCUAACAAACACAUUCAUAAAUGUUGUCCCACUUAGAUUGAAUCUAAUUUACCCAUUUUUAACUUAGGUUACCCAUAAAAAACAAGGUAUCAGACAAGUCCAGUUAACACUUUAAAUCAAUUAUUCCUGCCAAAUAAAAAUCCUUAAAGUAAUGAACAUUGCACUUUAAACAUUUUAUAGAAACUAAUGUUUUCUUGAUUGCCUGGCCAACUAGAAAAACGUCCAGGUUAGUAAUUUCAAAGACCCUUCAUUCUUACCAAUGUAAAUUGACCUAUAGAAGUUAAAGUAGAGCCUGUCACAGAUUUCUUAGUAUGACCCCCGACAUGGAAAGGGCAUGUGCCAUUGGGAACAUGAGGAAUGGACUCUGACAGCCAUGGUGGACGCUGACAUGAGCGGUCCAGCUGGCCACUCGUCCUCUACAGAACAGAUUCACUCCCACCAUCGCCACUGUAUAUUUUCCCUGCCUGGGACUUUUUAAGAAUAUUUUUUUAGUUGUCAGCGGACCUUUAUUUUAUUUAUAUGUAGUGCUAGAGAUCAAACCCAGGGCCUCACACAUGCUAGGCAAGCGCUGUACCACGGAGCCCCAGCCCCAGCCCCCACCCCCGUGCCUGGGACUUUUUAAGGGAGAAGAUUUCUUUCCUUUUCUAGUGAACUUGAGAGUUAACUCAAGUACCUGGCGUCCAUAUAAAAAUAGCACAAAAGAAAGGCAGAGUUGGAAACUCUGUCAGACAGAACAAGACUGGUCAGAACAGAACAGUAAAGAAUGCGGGGUCCAUGAGUGCUUAAAGUUCUUAAAGAAGAUGGGUACAGGUGGGAUCUUUCCACUUGCCUUCCCUUUCCCUGGGCCUAGAGUUUUUAUUCCCCAUUCUUACUAGGUUUCUGUAACCGAGUUUCACCUCGUGGACUCAACCUCCCAGAACCCGUGUGCUCAGCUCCCGUCACUGGGGAUUCCUUGUGCUCCCUGGGCCACACAUGUGCUCAGCCCCCUCAAUGGAGUUUCCUGCAUGAGCUGAGCUCAGUCAGUCUCCAGCCGUCUGGAACCACGAGUGGGGCUCUGCAAAGUGCCCAGGGUGUGUCUCAGUCACACAUAUUCAACCUCCGAAAAUUCCCAACCACUGGAGCAGCACUCCUGGUCCAAUUUCCUGCCUCAGCCAAGGAAACCCAGUGUUGCUCCCGCUGGUGGGCAAUGGGAUAUCUGGGCAGAGCAGGCCACCCAAAGUUGGGUGGGACGCAUCUCCUCCAGGACAAGCUCCCGGGUUGUAAGAGACAUGCUCACCUGUCUAAGAGACACAGGAUCAGCAAAGAGUGAGACUUUAAUGAUGGUCUUGCAAGAUUCAGUGCCCACUCGGUGCUCAGGGACCCCCAGGUUGGGUAGGACCAGUAUUUUAUCCCCUCUCCCAGCUCCUCAUUGGCUGUACUAUCUUCCCCAAGUCACCUAGGUCUCACCCGCUCCUAUUGGGUUAUUUAAAGGAAUGUGUCUUAGUUGUCCCACCUCCCUGUGUUCUCUUGUGGUGAAGUCUCCUGGGCUGAGUGGCUUUUGGCAAUUUCACAGUUUAUCUCUGUUGGUCAGGGCCAGGUGGGCCCCUUCCUUCUCACCUCCUGUUUGUCAGGGGCUGUGAGUUUUGACACUCUGGUGUUGACUGCUUGUAACUUUCCAUCCUGCUCCCCUGGCCAGCUGCCUUUCCUGCAUCCCAAGUCACUUUACAUUUGAAGCUAAGUACUGUUCUGAAAGUGGACCACCGGGAUUGUCUAUUCCUCACACAGAGUGCACCUGUCACCGAGAGGUCUGAAGGCCCUUGGCUCUCCGCACUCUGCCCUCAGCUUUGAAAUCGCCAGGUGUGCCACCAAGAUUUCACUGGCUUCCCUGAGGUAGCAGCUCAUUCACCAUGCUCUGGAACUCUUGUGCCCUUCGCCAGGCUUCUGUGGCCCACCUUUUGAUUUUAUGCCCCUUCUGAUGUCUCUGGUCUGCUCUGAGAGCACGGCAAGUGUUCCAGGGUGGAAGGAGCAUUUGAGAGCAUUAAAAGUUCCUGGUGGCCUUGUUUUGCCUGAGGAGCUUUCCGCUUGAGUGGACUUUAAAGAGGAGGGCUGGAUGCAGGACUUUGAUUCACAUCGCUCUCAUUCUGAGAAAUGCAAGAAGAGGCCAAGCAUUUUCUUUCCAUAACUGAUAAAACCCAGAAGUAUUUCCAAUCUUAAGUGAAGCUGUUACCGAAAGCUCAGUCUUUGUCCCUGAUGCCAAUUUAAUAAGGAGGACACGGUUUUAGAAAAAGGAAAAGGAAGGUUCAUAUGCUAGCAAAGGAGAAGCACAAGGGACCGUCUCCUAGAGGCUGUGGUUCUGCGCGUCAGGGAGAGCAGAGGGUGUUUUAAAGAGGAUUCAAAGCCUACAUUCCAGGUGUGCCCAGUGUGGUGGAUCCUAGGUGCCCUGAUGAUGUGGAGAUUCACCCGUUAAUUUGGGAGAUAGUCACUUCCUGGAUCUUCCUGUGGUGGGUGUGUGCUCAAAGACAGACAGCUAGGCCUAAGGUGCAGAAGAAAAGAUAACCCUGUCUCCCCAAUCCUGUUAGGGAGGGGAGAGGGAAAAGAGGGGGGGUGGAAAUGUCCCUUUUAAAAUGAGCUUCAGAGCAAGGAGGGCUAUAUUCAUAAGUGAGGUGGACUACUGGUACAAAGCUACUCUGCUUUUUGAGUUUCAUUUUAUUAUAAAUGGCGAUUUCCCAAUUGCCUUUCAGUUCAUUUUGAUAACAACAUCCCAACAAAGAGGAGGUUUGGCUGUAUGGCUGUCAAGUUGGAUUGAUACCUACUUAUAUUGGAUUAAUACUUCAGUCGCUUCGGUCUUGGGCUACUUAAUGAACCUGCCUAAAACUCAAGUUGCUUGUAUGAAAACAAAGUUCUGAAAACUCAGUGCUGAGUUCCUUCCUUGUUCAGAGGGUCCUGGGAGCCUCCAGUCAGUCACCCUGGAGAUGGCCUGGGCCGGCCUCCUGUGGGGAGAGCCUGCUGGCCGCCUGCUCCUGCCCAUUCUGCCUCUCACCCUGUGUUUGUCCCCCUUUUGC